Messenger RNA from Coniosporium apollinis CBS 100218, 1119 nucleotides. RefSeq names its product 26S proteasome regulatory subunit rpn-8. Gene Ontology annotation, biological process: proteasome-mediated ubiquitin-dependent protein catabolic process. Gene Ontology annotation, molecular function: metallopeptidase activity; protein binding. NCBI's taxonomy places the organism in Eukaryota, Fungi, Ascomycota, Dothideomycetes. The record is from RefSeq and is a predicted model, not a curated record. The transcript has 3 exons. Bases 1 to 1119 code for a protein of 372 amino acids. Gene Ontology annotation, cellular component: proteasome regulatory particle; proteasome complex.
AUGCCCGCGACAACAGCCGAGACACUGUCCUUGGUGACACGAAACGUAUCCGUAGCGCCUCUCGUCCUCCUCUCCGUAGCAGAUCACUACGGCCGCUCAGCCAAAGGGACCCGGAAACGAGUCGUCGGUGUGCUCCUGGGACAGAACGAUGGCAAGAACGUGCGGGUAUCCAACAGCUUCGCCGUCCCCUUUGAAGAAGACGAGAAGGACCCGUCAGUAUGGUUCCUAGAUCACAACUACGUCGAGUCCAUGAACGACAUGUUCAAAAAAGUGAACGCACGAGAGAAGCUCAUAGGAUGGUACCACUCUGGGCCGAAGCUACGGGCGUCGGACUUGGAGAUCAACGAGCUGUUCAAACGAUACACGCCCAACCCGCUACUCGUCAUCAUCGAUGUGCAGCCGAAGGAGGUCGGCGUACCGACAGACGCAUAUUUUGCCGUGGAAGAGAUCAAAGAUGACGGCACCACCACAUCCAAAACCUUUGUCCACACGCCCUCGAUAAUAGAAGCCGAAGAAGCCGAAGAGAUCGGCGUGGAGCACCUCCUCCGCGACAUUCGCGACGUCGCCGUCGGCACCCUCUCCACCCGCAUAACCUCGCAGCUCCAGUCACUCCAGGGCCUGCACCUCCGCCUGCGCGACAUCGGCCAGUACCUGCAAAAAGUGCUCGACGGCGACCUUCCCGUAAACCAUGCCAUCCUGGGCAACCUCCAAGACGUCUUCAACCUGCUGCCCAACCUCUCGACGCCGAAGAUGGGCUCCUCGCCCGCCGCGGCGCUGGCCAACGGCGCGGGCAUGCCGAGCCAGACAGACAAUAGCGAGCUGGCGCGGGCAAUGAGCGUCAAGACGAAUGAUCAGCUCAUGACGAUCUACUUGAGCAGUCUGAUCAGGGCGAUAACGGCGUUCCAUGACCUGAUCGAGAACAAGAUCCAGAAUCGGCAGCAGCAGGAGGAGAAGGAUGAUAAGGUCAAUGGAAAGAAGGAUGACGGCGUGAUUGGGAACAAGGCGGAUAAGGAUGUCAAGAUUAAUGGGGUGCCGAAUAAGGACAUGAAGGAUGAGAAGCCGGAACCGGGAAAGGGGAGAGAUCCGACGGGCGAUAGGAAGAAGGAUGGGAGGUUAUGA